AUGGGCUGUCUAAAUGAUGGUAUGCGCAAGCGUGUGGGGAAGGUGCAAUCUGAAGUUGUGUGCCGGACGUCUGGGGGUGAUCGUGGUGAGUGGCGAUCGUCAAAGGCGAAGAGAGCACCAGGAGUUGGGGAAGAAAAAUUGGCUGAGCUUACAAAGCCUAAGUCACGUCUUCUGGAUUCUUGGGAAAGCUUGGGACCGAAGGCUCAGCGUGCGAAGAAUUGGUGGAUGGCUCGGAGCUUGGUCAGAACCUUGGAAGGAUCAGAGAGUGCUCAAAGCCGUGGCACGAUGCUUGUGGCCAAAUGCCAAUUCUUCACUCAAUUGUACUCCAAUGGGAGCUGUGAUCUCUCACAGAGUGGUUUUAAACCCCACGCUGCCCUCGCCGAAAGUGCAAGAUUAUCGUGCCUUGGGUCCUUGGCUUGCGUCGAUGUUCUUGAUUCGCCGCCAAUAUCCGGCGAAUCACAGAUUGCCUGCAAAGACCCCAAGAACGUUAUCAGCACCGCUGCUCUGUUGAACACCUAUGAUUGA
This is a messenger RNA of Lindgomyces ingoldianus, 525 nucleotides long. RefSeq lists its product as uncharacterized. The record is from RefSeq and is a predicted model, not a curated record. Lineage: Eukaryota; Fungi; Ascomycota; Dothideomycetes; Pleosporales; Lindgomycetaceae. Bases 1 to 525 code for a protein of 174 amino acids. The transcript is spliced from 2 exons.